CCUGCAUUCAGGUGUGCGGAUAUCAUAUGUGUGUGUGUUUCGAGGCUUGUGUGUCACGGUCGCUAAUUUUUCUGAAGCAAUUCAGGAAGCCCUAGCCCUUCCUUCAGAUCCAAGGACACUCUAGGACCCCUUCAUACAGUGGGAACCCUUGACUAUGCAGGUUCUGAGCACUCGCUGUGACACUCACUCACAUUCAUGAGGGGAAUAAGAAUAAUCUCGUCAAUGUAUAGGCUUGCAAAUGAAAAGCCAGUAUUUCUAGACGCAGAAGUCAUCGUUUAAAUGACACUACAAUCUGGUAAAUAUUUUACCCUCGCUCGUGGCCAUGGACAGCCCACUCAGCAAAACGGAUCAAGGAAACUGUAGCAUGGGGGACGUCUCCAGAGUCCACUCAUGGAGCAAGAAGUCAUACCUGGGUCUGGGUUCUUUGACAACACACCCGAUGCAGUGUGUGCGAACAAGGAGUGAGUGACAUUUCCUUUGUGGCUGCUCUUCAGCACGCGACGGCGCACUCCGACCUCAACCGGCGACACGAUGGGAUUGUGUCCACAAUGUGCGUCUGUCUCCCCUUCGCAUGCGUGGAAAAGUGAUGCUGGCGCGCGAAGGAUCAACUAUAAAGGGGAAACGUGUGCUUCUGCGAAGUGAUUCUCCCCACUUGGCAGAAUCGCUUGCGUCGAAUCAACUUCGCCCGCGCUCCCCUGUGCGGCGGACGAUGGUGGAUGCCUGUCUGAAGACGUGGUAGUGUCUUGGCGUGGUGCCAUUUCAGCGCUAUGCCAAUCCACUAGGAGACGAGAAUGCAACCUCGAACCUGAAAUUUGAAGAUACUUUUACAAAUCUGCCGUUACCAAUACCUAUGUGCAGAUAUUCCGACGGUUGUUCGCCACUUCGGUCGUCGAUAUUGCAUUGUUUGUUGUUCUCUCUUGUGCCACAGUCUAUGGACUACUCAGCUGCAGCGCUCCCCCAGCUAGCUGAAACACCGAGUGACUACUUUGACUUCGGACGAGGAAACUCCGUUCAAGUGGCCACCUUUGUGAAAGAGUCCUUGUCGUGCAGGAUGAAAGGAAGCCGUAUGCAGCGGGCGGACUUGUUUGCUAUUUCUACUCCAUAGUGUCGCAGAAAUCAGCCUUCCGUUGUGGGCACGGUCUCUGGGUUUACGUAUUUCGUUGCGCCUUCCUUGGCCCCAACCACGCCGUCCACUCGGGCGUUGCCCGUUUCCUUCGUCCGUCCCAGCGGUGUCUGUAGGGCCAACGUUUUUUCCAUGGCACAAAUCAACAAGGUGCCAGUACAAGUGGUCUGAAAAGAAAGUGGCCUCCCUUUUCUGUUGGCGUAGGGGAGAAUAGUUUCUGCAAUUAAGCUCUCCGGCGGCAGACCACAUGCGAGGGUCGACACGGUGCCUCUCCUCGUGUUCCUGCCACGUGAGUUCAAUUUUCACAGGUGGCCUCGAACCUGUGCAUUUUGUGUUUGUUCAGUCACGAUUCCACUUCAAUUUGCGAGAAAGGCCUUAAACCCCCUCAGCCAGUAUUGGCUUUCUUCCGUUAACGGCACACGUGAGCAAUGGGCGCGUAUUCAUGUUUUCCAUUCUCCAGUCCGUGACUUUGAAGACCCAUGGCACUCUGGGGCAUAGAAUUCCCGAUCGCUCCCAUACGGGAGUGGCGGAUGUGGCCGCCAUUUCUUGCUUUUGUGAGCUGCCAGUUUGUCUUGCUCAUCGUCCACAGUGUGGCACAUGAUGCCCUUGUGGGAGUAACCGUUUUUCUCUCGUGCGUAUCCUGUGUUUCCUGCAUCAUCUGGCGCCGCCUUCGUGUGCUGUUGGCGAACUUCUUGUCGCAGUGUUUUCUGUUUUUCGUGCUGCUAGUUUGCGCGGUCACAGGCGCUUCGUCCAUGGCCGGGCUGCACGAAAACAAGCCGUAUAUGGCGCUUGUUGUCAUCCAAUUUCUGGCCUUCUCACUUGGCCUCGCAGCUUGUGGUAACCUAGUCUACCGCUUCAAAACGAAGGCACCCAUCAUUCCCGUCACAUCUGCCGUUCGGAAGCCACCAAUCGAGUUCUGUGAGCGCGAAGUUCGCCUGACUUCAUCUCAUCAGAGUCUCGACUCGAACGGUGCAGACAGUGGACUGAUUUCGACCUUGUUUGGCCUCAUUUCAUCUAAGCGGCCAUCUUUUUGUGCCAGUCAAUGUCACUCUGAUGCCGAUGCAAAGACUGCGUCGAGUACCCAGGCUUCCCGGGGCUACGCAUCAGACUCUGAGAAAAACGACAGCGCAUCACUUACAGACAGGAGCGCUGUGGAGGGAAAAUGCAACAGCAACAGUAUUCGCGUCACUGACGGGCGAGAAAGUGACUGGUUUCUGACCCAAAGCUUCAGGCACGACCAGGAGAAAGAGCAGCUAUAUCAGGAUGCUCUAAGAAGCUUUGCGGAAUCCAGUCUUCCUGGCCCUUGUCAAGCUCCCUCUCACAUGGAAGUCAGUCCCGAUUCCGCCCAAGUGCCGGCCUGCGCCCUUUCCUCCCUAGCCCCUUGUCUCAAUGCCUCCUUGGCUGGCACAGAUGAGGCACCGUCAUCAAGUGCGCUCUCCGAAGAGCGCGAUCUGCAUCGGGCUUCGGGCGAAAGCAUCGUGGUCUUCAGCGCAACUGAUGAGAAGGGAGUCUUUUACGUUAGGACGACAAGCGUUUCUCCGGUUCCUUCACCAACAAAUGUGGAUAGUGAAGCAUCUUCGUUCGACCUCUCACCGCAAACCAUGGACGGCGACUGCCACCAUACCAACAAGACAACAGAACCCGAACCACUCUCCAUGGAAGCUGCCGGCUCUCCCGCCGGGCCGAAGCGUUAUCGAGUAGGUGCGUAUUCCUGCGAUGACUACGCCUACAGGCAAACGAGUGAUGGAGAGCCACCUGCGACGUAUAUCGUUCAACUGACAGACUCGGAUUGCAGUGAAUUUAGCUCCGCCGUAGCACAUGGAUCUAGUGUGGCACCGGCAAGUGGUGUGGCGAACCAGCUGAAUCCACCAUCUCCUCUUCAGAGUGCGUGGAAGACUCUUAAAAGGAAGUCACGGAAGUCUUUGCAAAAUGCGAUCCAGUACCUCAGCAGCAGCAGUGAAGCACAGUCAGAUGAAUGUCACAUCGCCAAACCUGUCCCUGUUCGUGGGAAUAGUGGAGAAGAAUACUGCCACACUCCACCAGGCGCACGGACUGAACGAAGCAGGAAAGCGCCCACUGGGCAGAGGCGAGAGGUUUCCAGUACUAGUGGAGUGCCGACUUCGAUGGGGGUUGGGCCGUCCCAUCCGAAUAGUCAAAGGGGCAUGCAAUCGCCAUUGACAACUCCCUCUGGAGAAGAGGUCGACCUCUCUGCGUCUGUCGGCGCACCCACUGGUGCCCAUGAAGAAACAAAAGCCGGACCUAGCGGUGACGUUCAGACGCUGCCCGACACAGAUUCCGGCGAUGCACCUGUGAAAUCCAGGGGGACUGCGACUGGUGCUGAGGCGCAAAUCACCAGUGGUGGAUAUAAGUUAGCAUCAAAUGCGUGUCCCUCGUGGAAAAGCAGGGAUAUUUUCCCGGGGCUACGAUCUGAUGAUAGUCUAAAACAAGACGAUGACUCUGGGGAGGUACCUAAAGAUUCCCGCGCUGCGUGUACGGGGGACUGGGUCUCAGACUCUUCCAAUACAGGUUGGGGGCCAGCGGAAAAGCAAGCCCGCAGCUUGCCAGGCAACACAAAAUAUUCACCACCAUCGUUUGUCGGUGAUGCGGCAAAGAAUCAAGCGGAGUGGCCUGAAGGUGAUAUUUCAGGUGACGAUGGUAGCGUCAAUUUGUCUCUGAGUUCCUCCGAAGCAGAUUUUCAACCCUAAAACCCCAUGAGAAGUCCACUGACACGUGGCCAGUCGUGUUCACCUAUGCGCACGUUUCCUCUUACACGUCUACCGCACCCGUUCAGGAGGCAGCCUGCGAAAAUGCACACACAAAGGUUUUGUACGGGGAGGGUGCGGUACAGUACAAGUAUAACAUGGAAAAGCAGCGCAGCAACGCAUUCUGGCAGCAAUGAUGUAAUAAGAAAGGAAAUGCCACAGAUGGCAAAGGAGAGGAUGCCACAAGCCAAAAUGGCAGGUGAAAGACCCUCACUUCUUGAACAGUUUCGUCGGAUGUAGGUACGUUAGAGGCCGACUACGGACAGAUGAGUCCCUUUGUGAUCCCCUCACUACAUGAAACGCUCUGAUUUCAUGUUUGACCAUGAAGUCCUGGCGGUGCCAAACAAGUGUCCAAUAAGCAUGCGUUGGGAGUAGAAUUUUGGCGACGCUCGAGUGACUAAGGAGAAGAAAUCAUGUUUGGGCGGCUGGGAAUUGAGUGCAAGAUGAAACAGGUGGGACGGUUAAAGAUUUUUACACAUUUAUGGAGUCAGACAAAUAGCACCGUCUUGGUCAGUGUUGUUUUCACAAUUAUGCAUUGUUUGAGUGCAAGCGAACAGGCAAUACCGUACACGAUUCGGUUCACAAAAGUGCCAAUAUCUUUUUGUUUUUUUCACGGCUGCGGUAUUGUUACUGUUUCCCGCUCGUGUGCAGCCAGCUCCCACAUCUCACGAACAUUUUGGCCGCUGGAGGCAGCUUUAAUGGCGAUUCGACCGAAACAGAUUAAUUGUCCAUUUCCUACCAUUUACACCCAUUCGAACACUAACUCAGGUACCCCAGAUGGAACCAUGGUGGUCUCAGUGAAGCGGACUCAAAUGCUUAGUUCCACC
Toxoplasma gondii ME49 is the source of this 4712-nucleotide messenger RNA. RefSeq lists its product as hypothetical. Bases 1603 to 3828 code for a protein of 741 amino acids. The record is from RefSeq and is a predicted model, not a curated record. NCBI's taxonomy places the organism in Eukaryota, Apicomplexa, Conoidasida, Eucoccidiorida, Sarcocystidae. The transcript has a single exon.